AUGAACUCAAAAGAAAAAUCCGACCACGACGCCUCCGGAGUCGCCAAAUUUCUCACGACAGACCCGGCCGAAGUCGACAAAAAGAUCAACGAACCCAUCAAAAAGCUCCUACAGGAAUAUAGUCACAUACCGCAGGAGACGACGGUGGGACAUGUUCUUGAGCUGCGCGACCGUGCUUUCGCCAUCUUUCCCUACGCCUGCAUCGGCCAACUACGCUUCCUCAACCUCUCCCUCCGCACCCACCCCGCCUACCCACAAAUCCUCCACCGCCUCACCAGCACCCCCAACACCACCCUCCUGGACCUAGGCUGCUGUUUCGCGCAAGACCUGCGCCAGCUCGUCCUCGACGGCGUGGCCUCCGACCGCCUCUACGGCAUCGACGUCGACCGCAAGUUCAUCGACCUCGGCUACGACCUCUUCCUCGACCGCAGCACCCUGGACAGCCACUUCCUCACCGUCGAUGCGCUCGGCCCGUCCGCGGCCCAAGACCUCGCCGGCGUGAAUGCCAAAAUCGACAUCGUCUGGGCCGCCUCCUUCUUCCACCUCUUCCCACGGCCCCGACAGCUCGCGGUCGCCAAGACGGUCGUCGCACUGCUGAAGCCGGUGCCCGGGUCCAUGCUGCUGGGCCGGCAGCUGGGCAGCGUCAAGCCGGGGGAGUAUGAUGUGAUGAAAGACGGGCGAUGGCAGUUCCGACAUGAUGUGCAGAGCUGGACGGAAUUUUGGGAGGAGAUGGGCCGCGAGACUGACACGAGGUGGAGGGUUGAGGCCAGUCUUGACGAGGUAGAUUUUGGCUACGCGCAGAACAGGGAGUGGGGCGAUCCCGAUAUGAGGCGAUUGUUGUUUCAGGUUGUAAGGGAGUGA
This is a messenger RNA of Letharia columbiana, 861 nucleotides long. RefSeq lists its product as uncharacterized. NCBI's taxonomy places the organism in Eukaryota, Fungi, Ascomycota, Lecanoromycetes, Lecanorales, Parmeliaceae. The transcript is spliced from 3 exons. The record is from RefSeq and is a predicted model, not a curated record. The coding region runs from base 1 to 861 and encodes 286 amino acids.